AUUGCUGAUUUGCAGACGAACCUGGCCAACUUUGCGGCCGCAGGCAUAUUUCAAGAAUCACCAGUUGCAGGUUCCCUUAUUGAGGCCAUGCGUGGUCUCUCUGGGAGGCAUACAACAUUGUGUCAGAGGCAUAUAGCUAGUCAACACGUCAGUCCACUGUGAUCCCGCCCACCUUCCCAUAGAGGUAGCUUUUCGUUGCUGAUCACCACACCGCUGUCCUUGGCGAAGCCGCCGGCUUGAAAAGAAGCUUCUUGCUUUAUUUCUGGGGCAGCCACCAACUCCAAGAAACUCAUCAGCGUCGACUUGAGCACUCCUGGAGAGACAAACACAGAAGAACAAGCCGCAACACACUGUCGCCCGUGCUAUCAAGUCUCUGCCGCCUAUAUCCAAGCCGCUUGAACGGCAACUCCACCUACCUCAACCACAAAAAUGGCAAUCGCCGGUCUAUCGCUGGGCUACCUUCUCUUCACCCUUCUACAUUUCGCCCAGUUCGUGCUCGCUGUCACUGUCUGCGCGCUCUAUGGCAUCGAUCUCGACCGCGCCCGGAAGGGCAACGUGCACGCCGAUGGGAGAUGGGUCUACGCCGAGGUGGUCGGUGGUCUCUCGGCCCUGACGAGCAUCCUCUACUGCAUCCCCUCCAUCCUCAGGUUUGCGCUGGUUUGGGCAUGGAACCUGGUCCUCUUCAUUCUCUGGAUCGCGCUCUUCGGCGUCUUUGGCAAGAUGUACAUCAAUGAAGACGCGAAAGGAAACGGCGACAUCCAGCGCAUGAGGAACGCCGUAUGGGUUGUCCUUACCAGCGCUCUCUUGUGGCUCGUCGGUGUUCUGGCCCAUUUCAUCUACUGGUGGGGCCACAGAGAACGCCGUUCUCGUUUCACUAGUCGUGCGAGGGUCUAAGAUGUUUGUGUGGUCGGUUACGGAUUAUUGAUACCCGGAAAGAUGGACGUGUAGCACUCGGUUGCGAAGAUACCCUGCGGCAAAGGUUUGACGG
Parathielavia appendiculata is the source of this 988-nucleotide messenger RNA. RefSeq lists its product as uncharacterized. The transcript has 2 exons. The record is from RefSeq and is a predicted model, not a curated record. Bases 430 to 894 code for a protein of 154 amino acids. NCBI's taxonomy places the organism in Eukaryota, Fungi, Ascomycota, Sordariomycetes, Sordariales, Chaetomiaceae.